Molecule: messenger RNA, 2247 nt
Organism: Saccharomyces kudriavzevii IFO 1802
Lineage: Eukaryota; Fungi; Ascomycota; Saccharomycetes; Saccharomycetales; Saccharomycetaceae
Gene: SFL1
Product: Sfl1p
Exons: 1
Coding region: 1-2247 (748 amino acids)
Biological process (GO): regulation of DNA-templated transcription
Molecular function (GO): DNA-binding transcription factor activity; sequence-specific DNA binding
Source: RefSeq, a predicted model, not a curated record
AUGAGUGAAGAGGAAACGGUCCCAGCUCCAGCUGCCGCUGGAGCUAAUCCCGGCGUCGAGGGCGGCGACGCCUCCGAGGAUGUUAAGAAACAUGGCUCAAAGAUGCUUGUGGGGCCCAGGCCGCCGCAGAAUGCGAUAUUCAUUCAUAAGCUCUACCAGAUUCUGGAGGACGACUCAUUGCACGACUUGAUAUGGUGGUCCUCAUCGGGGCUAUCCUUCAUGAUCAAGCCCGUGGAACGGUUCAGCAAGGCGCUGGCUACAUAUUUCAAGCACACCAACAUCACGAGCUUUGUGAGGCAGUUGAACAUCUACGGCUUCCAUAAGGUUUCGCACGAUCAUAAUAGCAACGAGAUUAAUAGCGGCGACGAUGCCAAUACCAACGAUGUUAACAGCACCAACGACGAUGGUGGCGGCAGCAAAAACAGUAGCGGCGAAGAAAAUAACGGUGCUACUGUUCAAGAAAAAGAAAAGGAAAAGAGUAACCCCACAAAGAUCUGGGAAUUCAAGCAUAGUUCCGGUAUUUUCAAGAAGGGUGACAUAGAGGGUCUCAAGCACAUCAAAAGAAGAGCCUCCUCUCGCAAUAACUCCUCCAUUAACAGUAGGAAGAACUCCAGUAACCAAAACUACGAUGCAGACUCUGGCGUAAGGGCAAGACCCUCCUCUAUUCAGGACCCAACCGCCACCUCUAAUGGCUUCUGUAACUAUGUUCCGCAAAUUUCGGGCGCAAACAACCCUAUCCCCGAGUGCUUUAACAACUCUCAUGUGCCUUACGAAAACGCAACCCAUGGGCCGAUGGAAUUCAAUAACCCGGAAACGCAAGAACAAGCCAGACCGUCAAGUUUCCAAGACGAGACGCUCACACAUUUGAAGGAAAUAAAUGUCGAUAUGAUUAAGAUUAUAGAGUCUAUGCAGCAUUUCAUUUCUUUGCAACACAAUUUCUGUUCGAAAAGUUUCACCUUCAAGAAUGUGAGCAAGAAAAAAUCCGAGAACAUAAUGAAGGACCACCAAAAGCAACUCAAGACGUUCGAAAACGAUAUGCUGACCUUUAAACAACACGUAAUGUCCAGGGCUCACCGUACAAUGGAUUCUCUCCAUGCUGCCACCGCCACCGCCACCGCCCCUGCUCUCGCAUCCUCAUCCGCAUGUGCACCCAAAUCUCAAUACGAUAUGAUGGUUCCUCCAGGCAACCAGUAUGUCCCUCAGAAAUCUUCAUCUAGCACAAACAUUCCUUCAAGGUUCAACACUUCUUCAGUACCACCCUCUCAAUUUUUCGUACAGUACCAACCGCAGCCGCAAUUGCAGCCGCAACAGCACAUGGCCUAUUCAAAGCAACCGGCGCAUAUGCCAAACUUCAUCAAUCAGCCCAUACCCAUUCAACAACUACCGCCACAAUAUGCAGAUACUUUCAACACUCCGCAAAUGAUGCACAAUCCCUUCGCCUCAAAAAAUGGCCACAAACCGGGCAACACCAAGAGAACCAAUAGUGUUCUUAUGGACCCUCUAACUCCCGCAACAAGCGUCGGUAUCCAGGGUACCCUGAACUAUCCCAUCAUGAAUAUAAAUCCAACCGUCCGUGAUUAUAACAAGUCUGUCCCUCAAAAUAUGGCCCCGAGUCCAAUAUACCCCAUCAAUGAACCGACAACGAGAAUGUAUUCUCAACCAAAAAUGAGAAGCCUCGGGUCUACAAGUUCUUUGCCCAACGAUAGAAGAAACAGCCCCUUGAAGUUGACGCCAAGGUCAUCGUUGAAUGAAGACAGUUUAUACUCCAAGCCUAAAAACUCCCUCAAGUCCAGCAUAUCAGGUACGUCACUAUCUUCUUCUUUCACACUAGUAUCUAACAAUCCAGCCCCAAUUCGGUACUCCCAGCAGGGGCUUCUCCGUUCUCUAAACAAAGCCGCUAAUUGUCCCCCAGAUUCUGUAAUUCCGCUCGACUCCACUGUUUUGACUGGUCCUACACCAAAGAACAUGGACAAUCUGCCCGCUAUUUCUUCAAACCUGAUAAACUCUCCAAUGAACGUUGAACACGGCACAAGUUUAUCCCAUCCAGAACCUACACCUGGAAUAGAAUUACCGCAGCCAUCUUUGCCCACCACAAAUGCCACAAAGAAAAUCGAUGAGACUGACAAUACCAAGAGAAGCGGAAGCGGUGUUUAUUCGUUACUAAAUCAAGAGGAGAGUCGCUCGUCCAAUGCUGAUCCGAGAGCUAAAGAGGAAACUGCACCACCAUCAAAGAAGGUCAGGAUGUGA